Melospiza melodia melodia is the source of this 7809-nucleotide messenger RNA. RefSeq lists its product as uncharacterized. Bases 4212 to 5285 code for a protein of 357 amino acids. Gene Ontology annotation, biological process: DNA replication, removal of RNA primer. The transcript has 2 exons. Lineage: Eukaryota; Metazoa; Chordata; Aves; Passeriformes; Passerellidae. Gene Ontology annotation, molecular function: nucleic acid binding; RNA-DNA hybrid ribonuclease activity. The record is from RefSeq and is a predicted model, not a curated record.
GCAAUAAUAACCUUUUGUCCUGGGGUGACGUUAUGAUGCUUGUAUCCCCAUUCAUCUGUUCUGUGCCUUUAAGACCGGCUCUGAAGAGUGAAAGUUUUGUUUGGGUUUCUCUUAUCAGGGACACAGAGACGGGCAGUACAUAGGGCUGUUUUUCACUUCUUGCUUUUGGCUUGCUGCUUUGCUUGCUCUCUUUCUGCUCUUGCUUUUGCUUCUGCUUAUUAGCUAGCUCUAGCUAAUCGGUCCAAAUUCCUUCCUGGACUGUUUCUCCUCUCCUGUUUCCGUGACCAUCUCGAACCUGCUCCGGACUGGGACCUGGGAACACCAAGGGUUUGCACCGUUGCCCCAGCGCCGGAGGGACUGAGAACAGAGCAACCACCCCCGAAAGAGACUUUCUGAUUUUGCCAUCUUUCUCAGAGUGGUGUCAUCUGGUAUUGUUCAUUUUGUGUGCUGGAGGUGCUGUGUCUGUCAAAUAAACAGGUUCUUUCCACCUCUCUCCCUCUCUCCAAGGAAUUCUUCCCAAACCAGUUGGGGGGGGGGUGGGGGUGUGCGCGUUUGCUUUUCUGAAGGGGCCCUCCUUUGCAGAUUCUUUAACAAAUUUGCCCUAAACCAGCACAAAAUAUUGGCACCCAUCCUGGGGGCUCGAGAGAGUGGAAAAACCUUGUUUUGACUGCAUUUUUGUUGCUAUUACUCUGUGUUCAUUUAAAUCAGCUAAUAGCCAUGCUUUUUGGAUUCAUAAUGUCUAUUGGGGUGAAGGUUUGCAUACAUUUCUGGUCCCUAGAGUUUUUUGAGAUUUUAAUACCUCUCUGGUCCCUAGGUUUAUUUUCUUAUCCAGAAAUAGCUUUAGUAUUGUCCCUAAUAUGUAGUUUUUACAUCAGAGGGGUAGUGACCAGAAUAGCUAUCCUGCUGGGCUUGGUGGCAAUGAUGUGCAAGUAGUUUAUAAACAUGCUAGGGUCUGCUCCAGGUAUGAAUGGUUCAUGGCUGUGGUUACGCAUCCAGUUUGUGGCAGGAGGAGCAGGAGAGAAUGAGGUUUUUCAGCCUCUGCUUUCCUUCUUCUCCUAUGAAUCAGUUGCAUCACUAGUGAAGACUGUUCAGUUUCCCCUCAAUGUUAAAGAAACCAUCUUUCUGGUAUUCAAUCUGGUAACCUUCCUCUAUACAGCCUGCUGCUUCUCUAGAAUGAGGGCUGAGAUUUCUAGACGGGCUGAUGAGACCCCUGACUCAGGAGUAAACCCCGGUGUGGAAAAUCCUAAGUGGUGUGGAAAAUGGGAGGAUAUGGGCCAAAUCCUGAAGGAAUUCUCUGACCCUAUAGUCUGGGAUUUUCCCCAUGAACAAAUUCAGAACCCAGCUGAGGUGGGGAAAUAUCUGAAAGAGAAGUACCAGGACGAGCCUAAUGAGAGGAAGGUCAUUGCAGUGAGCGGGGCCCUGGCAUAUGCUUAUCUCACUCUGUUAGAGACUGUCGGGCAGCAGACAGAGGCAGGGGGCAGGGAGAUAAGUCAGCAACUAUCCCAGUGACUCAGGCUGCAGCUAACACUCCAGGCUCGAAGCCAGCAGCCAAACCAGAUAGUGAACCUAAGCCAGCAGCUAAACCCAUGGCUGUUGCUACCAGCACUAGAAGUGGGAAAUGCACGGACAAGACCAAUCAACCAGUGGAUAAUGAUGAUGAUGAUGAUGAUGAUGAAGGAGAAGGAACCUCAAUGCCUCCUCACAUAAAAUCAGGAGUCAAAGCGGCAGGUGCAAGAUCAGAAGCAAAUAUUGAGUCUUAUUCCCUGAAGGACCUUCGUGGCUUACGGAAGGAUUACACACGACGACCCGAUGAAUCCAUAAUUAGUUGGCUGGUCCGUCCCUGGGAUGCUGCAGGCGAGGCUACAAUUCUGGAUGGCACUGAAGCGAGGCAUUUGGGAUCCCUGUCACAGGACCCUGUCAUCGACCAAGAAAUGAUGAGGGAGGCUAAUCCACACAGCCUCUGGGCACGGGUCUUGGACAGUGUUGCACAAAGAUACCUGUGUGCAGAUGAUCUCUAUAUGCAACAAACUCAGUGGAAGACCAUAGAGCAAGGGAUCCAAUGCCUGAGAGAAAUGGCAGUGGCAGAGAUUAUCUUCUUAGAUGAUGUAACAUCUAGGAACCCAGACUUAGUGCCAUGCACGUCUGUGAUGUGGCGAAAACUUGUACAACUUGGGCCACAUGAAUAUGCUUCUGCCUUAGCCAUCAUGAAGAGGGAUGAGAGGGAUGAGACUGUGCUUGACAUGGCAAGGAAGCUCCGAGCAUAUGCAGAUGCUGUGCAGGGCCCAACACAUGCCAGAAUCGCAGCGGUAGGAACACGUCUGCAGAAUUUAGAGGAUAAGAUAGAGGAGAACCAUAAGAAGCUUAGAGAGGAGAUUAAAGAAGACCUUCUCCAAAUUUCAGCAGUACAGAUCCAAGGUUCUGGUAUCCAAGGCAGACGUUUCCCAGAUGGUGAGAGAAGGUACACCCCAUGAGCUGAGCUGUGGUUUUACCUGCGUGAUUGUGGGGAGAACAUGAGAAGGUGGGAUAGGAAACCUACUGCUGUUCUGGACGACAGGUGCGUGAACUGAAGGAAGCCACCAGGAGGAAAGCAGCUCCAGUUGCCCGUAGCCGAACAGCCAGGUAUGAUGAUGAUAUGUCUGAUCCCCUCAAAGGAACAUUCAAAAAAUAUGCCCAGGGAAAGAAGGAUAACCAGGCUUAGAGGGACCCUGCCUCUAGCCAGGUAGAGGCCAGGGAAAAUCGUGUUUUCUGGUCUGUGUGGAUUCGUUGGCCUGGCACAUCGGAACCACAAGAGUACAAAGCUUUGGUCGAUACUGGUGCGCAAUGCACAUUAAUCCCAUCAAGACAUGUGGGGACAGAGUCUGUUUCUAUUGCUGGUGUGACAGGGGGAUCCCAGGAUUUCACUUUGGUGGAAGCUGAUGUGAGCCUAACGGGAAAUGAGUGGAAAAAGCAUUCUAUUGUGACUGGCCCAGAGGCCCCAUGUAUUUUGGGCAUAGACUACCUUCGAAGUGGGUACUUCAAUGACCCAAAAGGACUCAGAUGGGCAUUGGGAAUAGCUGCUGUAGAGACAGAGGGCAUCCAGCAAUUGAACACCUUCCCUGGGUUGUCUGAGAAUCCAUCUGCAGUAAGAUGCCUGACGGGAGAAGAGCAACGAGUACCAAUUGCCACUUCCAUAGUGCAUUGAUGACAGUAUAGGACCACUCGAGAUGCUGUGAUCCCCAUGCAUAAGAUGAUCCGAGAGCUGGAGAGCCAAGGGGUGGUCAGCAAGACCCACUCACCCUUCAACAGCCCCAUUUGGCCUGUGAAAAUCUGAAGGAGAAUGGAGAUUGACUGUGGACUACCGUGCAUUGAAUGAAGUGACUCCACCACUGAGUGCUGCCGUGCCAGACAUAUUAGAGCUCCAGUAUGAGCUUGAGUCCAAGGCAGCAAAGUGGUACGCCACUAUAGACAUUGCCGAUGCAUUUUUCUCCAUUCCUCUGGCAGCAGAAUGCAGGCCUCAGUUUGCUUUCACAUGGAGGGGAGUGCAGUACACCUGGAACCGACUGCCCCAGGGGUGGAAGCAAAGCCCCACCAUCUGCCAUGAUCAAGACUGCACUAGAAAGGGGUGAGGCUCCAGAACAUCUGCAGUACAUGCAUGACAUCAUUGUGUGAGGGAACACAGCUGCGGAAGUGUUUGAGAAAGGGAAGGAAAUCAUCCAGAUCCUCCUGGGAGCUGGUUUCGCCAUUAAAAAGAGCAAAGUAAAGGGACCAGCUCGUGAGAUUCAAUUCCUAGGAGUGAAGUGGCAAGAUAGACGGCGUCAGAUUCCUACAGAUGUCAUCAACAAGAUCACAGCAAUGUCUCCACCCACCAAUAAGAAAGAGACACAAGCUUUCCUGGGUGCCAUAGGUUUUUGGAGGAUGCAUAUUCCUGAGUACAGUCAGAUCGUGAGCCCUCUUUACCUGGUCACCCGCAAGAAGAACAAUUUCCAGUGGGGCCCUGAGCAGCAACAAGCCUUUGCACAGAUCAAGCAGGAGAUUGCUCAUGCAGUAGCCCUUGGCCCGGUCAGGACAGGACCAGAGGUAAAGAACAUGCUCUACUCUGCAGCUGGAUACAAUGGCUUGUCCUGGAGCCUUUGGCAGAAGGUGCCUGAGGAGACUUGGGGUCGACCACUGGGAUUUGGAGUCGAAGCUACAGAGGGUCUGCAGCCAACUACACUCCCACAGAGAAGGAAAUCAUGGCUGCCUAUGAAGGAGUCCAGGCUGCCUUGGAGGUAAUAGGCACUGAAGCACAACUCCUCCUGGCACCCCGACUACCACUGCUGGUGUGGAUGUUCAAAGGCAAGGUUCCUUCCACUCACCAUGCCACCAGUGCUACAUGGAGCAAGUGGAUUGCUCUCAUCACUCAGUGCACCCGUAUAGGUAAACUGAAUCGCCCUGGGAUUUUGGAGGUCAUUACAAAUUGGCCCGAAGGUGAGAAUUUUGGUGUCACAGAUGAAGAGGAACAAGAACCAGUGACACGGGCUGAAGAGGCUCCUCCCUGUAACCAACUGCCACCAGAGGACACAUGCUACACUCUUUUCACUGACGGUUCCUGUCGCAUCGUAGGGAUGAACCGGAAGUGGAAAGCAGCCGUAUGGAGCCCCACACGACAGGUUGCACAAGCUACCAAAGGAGAAGGUGGAUCAAGCCAACUUGCUGAACUCAAAGCUGUUCAACUGGCCCUAGACAUUGCUGAGAAAGAGAAGUGGCCAAAGCUCUACCUCUACACUGAUUCAUGGAUGGUAGCCAAUGCUCUGUGGGGAUGGCUGGAGAAGUGGAAAAAGGCCAACUGGCAACGUAGAGGGAAACCAAUUUGGGCUGCUGAUGAGUGGAAAGACAUUGCUACCAGGGUAGGGAGGCUACCUGUGAAAGUCCACCAUGUAGAUGCCCAUGUACCCAAGAGUAGGGCCAAUGAGGAGCACCAAAACAGUGAGCAGGUAGACCAAGCUGCAAAGAUAGGGGUGUCCAAGAUAGACCUAGAUUGGGAACAUAAGGGAGAGUUAUUCCUAGCUCGAUGGGCCCAUGAUGCCUCAGGCCAUCAGGGCAGGGAUGCCACCUAUAAGUGGGCACGAGACCGAGGGGUGGAUCUAACCAUGGACAGUAUUUCUCAGGUUAUCCAUGACUGUGAGAUGUGUGCUGCCAUCAAGCAGGCCAAGCGAGUGAACCCCUCUGGUACGGUGGGCGGUGGUCCAAGUACAAGUAUGGGGAGGCCUGGCAGAUUGACUCCAUCACACUGCCCCAGACACGCCAGGGCAAAUGCUACGUGCUGACCAUGGUGGAAGCCACCACUGGAUGGUUGGAAACCCACCCUGUGCCUCAUGCUACAGCCGGGAACACCAUCCUGGGCCUUGAAAAGCAAGUCCUGUGGAGACAUGGUACCCCUGAGAGGAUCGAGUCAGACAAUGGGACUCAUUUCAAGAACAGCCUUAUCAACACCUGGGCUAGGGAACAUGGCAUUGAGUGGGUGUACCAUAUCCCUUACCAUGCACCAGCUGCAGGAAAAGUGGAGAGGUACAAUGGACUACUAAAAACCCAGUUGAAAGCUUUGGGUGGGGGAUCUUUCAAAAAUUGGGAGCAGCAUUUAGCAAAGGCCACCUGGUUAGUUAACACCCGAGGUUCCACCAACCGAGCAGGUCCUGCCCAGUCUGAGUUCCUGAAUGUAAUAGAAGGAGACCAAGUCUCAGUGGUACAUAUCAGAGGUUUGUUAGGGAAGAUUGUGUGGAUCAAUUCUGCCUGGAGUACAGACAAACCCAUUUGUGGGGUUGUCUUUGCUCAGGGACCAGGUUGCACAUGGUGGAUAAUGCAAAGAGAUGGAACAGCAUGAUGUGUACCUCAGGGAGAUCUGAUUGUGGGGUGAGAAUGAUAUGCAAUAUCGCUGCUCAUUGGAUGUUACUGCCAUUGUCUGUACAUUAAACCAUACAGACAUGAGAUAGAAGGAAAUGUGUAAGUGUUGAAGGUCUGGGCAAGUGGAAGAUGGAGAAGGAAAUGUGUAAGUGUCGAAGGUCUGAGCAAGUGAUAGAUAGAGCUUUAAGUGAGAAAAGUAAAAGGGGGGAAUCCUGCAGAUCUGUAAUAUAGGGCCUGGAUUCAGUGGUCCAGUGUGGGGAUGUGAUGAAGGCAUGAUGGGUAUUGCUUGUAAAUUUUGGGGGAACAGAUGGAAAUUUUGUAUGAAUAAUGCAUGAUGUGUUGUAGUAUGUUGAUGAUAUGGUGAUAAGGGGUGGAAUGUCCUGGGGUGACGUUAUGAUGCUUGUAUCCCCAUUCAUCUGUUCUGUGCCUUUAAAACCGGCUCUGAAGAGUGAAAGUUUUGUUUGGGUUUCUCUUAUCAGGGACACAGAGAUGGGCAGUACAUAGGGCUGUUUUUCGCUUUUUGCUUUCGCUUUUUGCUUUUUGUAGAAGUCCAUCCGAAAAUCCUUCAUGUUUUGCCUCACAAUUGUCAUGAGAAAAAGACUACCGAAGGGUUAAAGCUGCUGAGCUGGUUGGGAAAGAAAGUCUCCUGCUUAUCUAGUGAUGUUUGCAGAACACGCCAUGCUGUACUCGAAGGGGGCAUGCUGCCCUUUUCUGGACAAUUGAACUGGACUUUCUUCCAAACUCCUGACCUGGCUGGACUGAGCUCUGGGGUUGUUCCCCUCCGCUCCAUGAGAAGACCCCUCUUGCCUGUCUUCAACCACCGUGACAGACCAACAGAGAUGCAAAUCCCCUCGUCAAGGAACCAAGAACCCCUUUGGCACCCUACUGGCACCCCCAUGGCACCCCCCUGGACUGUACUCCCUCCCAACUCAGGGAGGGGGAAAACCCUAACGUACCUGUGAGCAUUCGGCCAUGAAAACAAUGGACUUCUCCCCUCCAUGGAAACCUAAUUUCAGCUACCUUCCCCCAACCAAGAACAGUAUAUAUAUUGAGGUUCGGCCCGACUGUCCUUUGAGAUCUCCCCAAGACGUAACCAGUGAGUUUCGCUGGCGGGACCCCGAAGACAUCACGUUUUGGUAGCUAUACCCCAUUCCCUGACCUCCUUUCCUCCCUUUUUCCUUGUCUUACCCUUCUCUUCCCCGGAUCCCUUAACCAAAUGCAUAUUUAGCUGUGGUUAUAAUCAAUAAAUUGCACCUUGUUGAUUUGUUACUGCAAAACCCCUGUGCCUCUUGUUGGUUAUUUUUGCACCCAAAAAUCAUUCGUCACCCGUUUAUUUCGGGCGGACCUUCACAGCUUGCUGCUUUGCUUGCUCUCUUUCUGCUCUCGCUUCUGCUCUGCUUUGGCCUCUGCUUAUUAGCUAGCUCUAGCUAAACAGUCCAAAUUCCUCCCUGGACUGUUUCUCCUCCCCUGUUUCUGUGACCAUCUUGAACCUGCUCCGGACUGGGACCUGGGAACACCGAGGGUUUGCACCGUUUGGCUGCAGCAGCUGCCCCAGCGCCAGAGGGACUGAGAACAGAGCAACCACCCCCAAAAGAGACUUUCUGAUUUUGCCAUCUUUCUCAGAGCGGUGUCAUCGGAAGCCGGACCACCAUUAUCUGGGGAUACUCCUUUCUAGGAUACAUCCUGAGAAAAACUAAAUCACAACAGUGUAUAGAAUUGUGACAUAAAAAUUGGAAGUAGAAACUGCCGAUAAGUAAAAACUGGAAAUAGAAACUGCUGAUGAGUAAAAAUUGGGAAUAGAAACUGCUAAGAAAGCUUAUGAGUACCCCUAUAAAUACCUGUAAGCCUCAACUAUCAGUGUGCAGAUGGAGGGAAAACUUCCCCCACUGUACCCAGCGCUGUAUUCCUCAUACUUUACCAUAAUUAUUAAUAAAUUGAUUGUUGCUUGAA